AAUAUACUAUUAAAAUUAUAAAAUUUUUAUUUAAAAUCGCUUAUAUAUAGAAAUAUCUUACUAAUGAAAUAAGCUUAUUGUGAUGAUUGGUUCAUAAUUAAUCAAAAUGCAUUUGUUCAUUGAUUUGUAGUUAACGUUGCUCCACAAUAUUUUGUAAAAUUUUAUCAGUAAACUAUGGUUAAUAUUUGUAUAGAUAUAUUUCAGUUGACAAAUCACGAACGACAGAUUGUCCCGUGACUACCCUAGAUUCCGGCUUUUGCAAUGUUCGAUGGAGAGCCAUAAGAUAAUUGCUAUCUCACAAUAUAGGGGAGUAGCACAAGAAUUUCACGAUCCCGUCUAUAUUCUCAAUAAACAGAAUAAAAAAUGGAGCGCCGUAGUAAAUGAAUUGUCGAUCAUAAAUUCUCAUGCUCCCUUAUAAUAAAACCUAGAACUACCUUAAUUAAAAUAAUUAUUUACUCGAAGACACACACAUCCUGCCUUACCAAGAAUAUUUAAGUUUCGAAGUAUCUACACAAUGAUUAGAGACUAAAAAAAUAAAGAAAAAGAAAUGUCAUUGUUUGUCGCAUGACGGUGCAUCAUAUAUUAAUAAUAACCGAACAGAAAUAAAAAUUCAAACAGAAUGGCAAAUUCUUCUAGAUUGUUAGAUAUAGUUUUAAAAUACAAAGAAAAAAAUAAUUUCUAUUCACAAAGGAAAAAAUAUACAUGACAGGCAAAAGAUGAGACGGAGACAAUAAUCGAAGUCUUAGUUUUUAUACGCUACAUUUGCCAAGUUAGUUCCGAUUCAUCGCGACCGACAUGAGAGAAAUAAAUUUCGAAAACGUGAAUCUUCUAAAUAAUCGAGCAAACAUGCUCUCAGGGAAUCUAUUACCGAUGACAGCUGAUGAUUCAUUUCCGAUAUUCUGGCGUAUAUAUAGAGCCAUUGUCUGGUCAAUAGAAUUGAUUCACGCGAUUGGGCUAAUCGCCGGAUUAAUCGUAACUCCAAAGGAGAAAGCUUUGAAAGACGGUAUUAUCUCCGUCGUCGUCAUAACGGAGGCAACUUUCUUGCUCGCGGGUAUUUACACGCGCAAAAAGUUAACAAUGCAAGUGAUAGGAAAGAUGAAUGACAUCCUGCGAACUGCGAACGAGAUUAUGAUGGACAUCGUGAAAACGACACUGAAACCAAUAAUUAUCCCAUUUAUAAUUUAUGGGGUGGCCAGCGUGAUAUCGGUCACUAUAUGGACCAUACAUCCGAUUGUAUUGGUUUUCGAGAAGAGUACCUUUUACUACGUGGAUUACAAUUUGCCAGCAGCUUUCAGCCCCGAACCGUUUUCAGUUCGCGUUCUAAUUCCAUCGACUAUCAUUAUGACAAUGGGUGCCGUCUAUUUGUUCCUGAGAAAAUACAGCUUGGACGUGUACAUGAUGCAUCUGGUAUUGAUGUUAACUGCGCAAUAUCGAUAUACAGCAAUAAAAUUGGCAUUAUUAUGUCGGAAUUCGCAACAGGAUAGUGAUAACUCUCGAAAAAAAAGUCAUCCUUUGACAGAUUUAUGGGCGGAAAAAGAACUGAAAGCGUUAUGUCGGCAUCAAAAUAAUGUUUUGUUGUACGUAUUUUUGCAGUAA
This is a messenger RNA of Formica exsecta, 1596 nucleotides long. RefSeq lists its product as uncharacterized. Bases 796 to 1596 code for a protein of 266 amino acids. NCBI's taxonomy places the organism in Eukaryota, Metazoa, Arthropoda, Insecta, Hymenoptera, Formicidae. The transcript has a single exon. The record is from RefSeq and is a predicted model, not a curated record.